CGGAUGUUGAUAUUAUGUCAAACCGGCCAGGCUAGGAUGAAGCGCAGUUGGCGCUAACGGGCCACUUUAUUAUCUUAUUAAAAACACAACUAGAUAUACAGAUGUCCGGACACAUAUAUUAAAGCGGUGUUUAGGGGCUUAUUUUUGCAUUUUGCCCUCUAUCCAGUCUUUUUUCAUCCUGCUGACGACCUUUUCUUGUAGUCAUGUCUACAGAGGGAUAUCAAUCACCAGCCGACACGAGCUUAAAUAUCCAUGAAGAGCAGAGAGCCAGCCCUGGAAAGACGCCUAUACAGAUCCUGCAUGAAUAUGGCACUAAAAGUGGCCACCUCCCUGUGUAUGUGAUGGAGAAAGCUGAAGGAGAAGCUCACCAGCCCAGCUUUGUCUUCAGCGUGACAAUCGGAGACGUCAGCUGCACAGGUCAAGGUCCCAGUAAAAAGGCUGCCAAACACCAGGCUGCAGAGGCUGCACUGAAUAGUCUGAACAUAGAUGCUGGAAUAGUGAAUGUUUCUGGGAGGUCUGCGGACAGCAACGGUGUUGUAGCAGAAACAAACAACCAUCCCAACUCUGUGGGCAUACUACAGGAGUUAGCGUUGCAGAGAGGAUGGCGUCUUCCUGAAUACUCAAUUUUAAUGGAGGCUGGUCCACCACACAAGAGAGAGUUCACCGUUACUUGUCGAAUGGAGUCUCUGUCAGAGAAGGCUGUAGGAAAUUCAAAAAAAGCAGCUAAAAAGGCAGCAGCAGAGAAAAUGGUGGCAAAGCUUCAAAGUCUGUCAGGCUGUUCUGAAAUCACAUGGACUCCUAAACCAAGUGUUCGAUUUGAGAACUUAAGGAACUCGGCAGCAGAGAAGAUGUCUUCACUGAGAAGAAGCCCGCUGAGCAUUCCCAACACGGAUUACAUUCAGAUGAUGUUGGACCUUUCAAAAGAACAAGGCUUUGAGGUCACAUACUUCGAUAUUGAUGAGCUGACGGUGAACGGCCAGUACCAGUGCCUGGCAGAGCUGUCCACCUCCCCCGUCACCGUGUGCCACGGAACAGGCAUUUCCUGUAGCAACGCACACAACGACGCAGCACACAGCGCCCUCCAGUACAUCAAGAUCAUGGCCUCCAGCAAAUAAACCCCACCAGCCGUCUCUUCAGUUACACUGUCACAUAUAUCAGCUCAUGCUCAGUCAUAAUGAAUUCUUCCUGCGAUAUAAGGUCCAGGUAUAUUUUUGUAACCUUGCAUAUCAUAAAGCAGAGCCAGCUACAUUGACUUUAGUCGUGCAACUUCAUUUGCAUUUGUGAGGAAACUUCUGUAAAUUUAAGAGUCAAAACAGAAUAAAAUGUUGUCGUCAUGCUGUUAAGAUGCCAAUAUGUUUCACUUUAGAUGUCAGUGUAAAUGAUGCAAGAAGCAGAGUUACGAGGGACUUGUUUUUAUCUUUUUUACAUGCAUAGUUUGAGCUGUCAUUGCUUUACAAGUUCACAUUUUUAGUGUUGCCAUAGUGACAAUUCUUUUUGGCCUCUUUUGUCAUCUGGAUGCAAAUGAUUUUAGUUUAAAGUUGGUUUAAUGAAUGUUUAUAGUUUCUCAGCAGUGAUAUAUUGAGAGAGGGAGAAGGAGAUUAAAUAGAAUUUUGUAAGGAUGGGUGGGCUUCAUUUUGAUCCACUUUAUAACUUAUUUUUUUCCAUAUUUCCACUCUUCCAUCUUCCAGUAUGCAAUCUGCAGCACAACCUGGCCGUCUUUAUCUGGUUGACUUUAAAAUAGAUAACAUGUCGCUUUAUAUCCCUGACCGGUUUGUUGCCAUUUUAUUUGCAGUGUGCCUCAUUCUAUCUAGAAGUAAAACGUGAUAUAUUUAAUACAUUUACUGAGUGCUGUUUGAACUGAACCCUGGUGCAGAAUAAUAGCAGCAACACGUGUAUCUAGAAAAAUAAAUCCAGGCACUAAAUGUUAA
Amphiprion ocellaris (clown anemonefish) is the source of this 1928-nucleotide messenger RNA. It is a transcript of the gene prkra, whose product is annotated as protein kinase, interferon-inducible double stranded RNA dependent activator. The record is from RefSeq and is a predicted model, not a curated record. Lineage: Eukaryota; Metazoa; Chordata; Actinopteri; Pomacentridae. The coding region runs from base 204 to 1115 and encodes 303 amino acids. The transcript is spliced from 8 exons.